GUCGUGACGUACCCGGACGCGUCUGAUCAGCAGCUGCAGCUAGCAGCGGCUAACCGCUAACACCUGAAGCUCGGAGCAGACAGACAGACAGACAGACAGACAGGGUCUCUGUGUGUCUGUGGAUGGAAGUGUGGAGCUCUGCGAUGGGACCGGAGAGAGUCUUACCGAGCUCCGAGGACGAGCUGGGAGAGGACGAGCGUCCGGCCGACGGAGCGCUGCUGCCGGUGGGGGCCGUGUGGAAUGGUGGGGAGGGAGGGGGUGAGGACGAGGAGGGGGAGGAGGAAGAGGAGGAGGGGGGAGAGAUGGAGCUGGAUGGAGAGGAGGAGGAGAACAGUGGAGGAUAUUAUUACCAACCUCUGAACCAAGAUCCUGACGGUCUGAACGCCAGCGAGCCCCCGGAGGAGGAGGGGGAAGAGGAGGAGGAGGAGGAGGAGGAGGACAGGGGGGGGCAGCAGGAGGAGGAGGAAGCACCAUCACACGCCGAGCAACUGCAGCAGGUGCAGCAGAGGAUAGAGGUGAUGGGCCUCCACCUUCCUGAAGCUCCUCCCCCUGACAGUGAUGAGGAGGAGGACCCUGAGGGGGCGGCGGCCCUGAGGAGCCGCGCCUCCAUCCCCAUGGACGCAGACCACGUGGAGCUGGUGAAGCGGACGAUGGCGGCCGUGGCGUUGCCGUCUCUCGGCGUGCCGGCGUGGGCCCAAGAGAUCUCCGACGACCAGUGGAAGGACAUGGUCCAGCACACGCUGCAGAGCCGGCAGAGCGCUGGCGCCCUGCGCAUCAACCGCAGGAACAACAUCAACGGACCCUGAAUGCACCACUGCCACUUCAGGGACACUGACAGAGGGCCGGGAAAUGACAGGAGGAAGGUGAUAAGUCGUUCUGUCGGACUGAACCAGUGAAUCACAAACAUCAGUUUCACUUCAGUGACAUUAAAACUUUAAGAUUCAAUCUGAACCUGAAGAAGCUGCUGACUUUUUAAUUUUAGUUUUUAAUUUUUUUAUUUCUACUUUUGUCUCAGAUUCAAAUCCUGAACCUUUAACUCAGAGUUCAGUUUCAUGUCGAGAUCAAACUCCAGUUUAUUUUAGUCUUAACUCAGUGUCCUGGGGGAGGAGCUUAUGUCUCACACUGAUUCCAGUUUUUCAUCAAUAAAUAACUGAAGGAUCAAUGUUUCUCCACUGGAGGAAAUUAAUCUGUGACAGUCAAAACCAGGAAUCUGAAUUCUUCAGAGAAACUUUAGGAUCAAAUUCAUUUAUAGGUUCAGAAUCGUUUGGAAACGAUCAGUCGAUUCAUUAAUUAAUCAAUUGGAAGAAAAUAUAUCAGCAACUGUUCUAAUAAUCAAUUCAUUGUUUACAUUUUUUUUUUAAAGCAAAAGUGACAAAAUGUAUUUUCAGUUUCUCUUUAGGUUUUUUCUGUUGCUCGGACCAAACCAGAUCAAUAAUCGAUUAAUAAAGGAAAUAAUUGGCAGAUAAAGGUUUUAUAAAAUAAAUUAAGAACAUUUUUCUCAGGUCAAACAGACUUUUAAAAAAAAUGUUAACAGGUCACAGACCUUAAUGUUGAAAUAUAAAUAAUAAUUGAUUGAACUCGAUCAAGGCUGUAACUAAUGAUUCUGAUCAUUUCCUCAUUUCAUUGAAGAAAUCAGAUUCAGUUACUGUGGAUAGAAACAUAGAAGAACAUCAGCAGAUCUACGUCUUCAUCAAACUAAACUCCCUUCACUUUAAUCUUCAUGUUUUUGCCUUAAACAGUUAAAGUUUAGAAAAUAUAGAAAAUGUGAAUCAGCCUUAAAAACAUUCUCAGAAACUCGACGGAGGAUUUGAGCUCAGAGCGUUUGGAGGUUCAGUUAAAAUGUGAGGUGAGAUUGGAUUAAAGCAGGAAGUGGGUUCAGUCCUGACAGACGACGCUGAGGGAAUAAUGUCUGAAACACACCUGUACUGAGUCAAACUUGAUCAAUCAUCUAAAUGAUCGGCUGAUAAUCGAUCAGCUCCACCUUCACAUCCUUUAAUGUUACUGAACUCACACUCGGCUUCUGUCCACUGGUCGUUUCCUCUGUGGUUGUUGUUUAUUAAAGCGUCAGCAGGUGUGAACAGACGGAGGGCGACACCUGGUGGCUGCUUUUAUUUUUUCAUCCUGUUUCUUCAGAUCAUGAGUUUAAAAAGUUAAAGCUGCUCUGAACGUUUUUCAUUACGAGAGAGAAGCAGAAGUUUUCUGGAUUUUCAGAUUCAGGGAACGUGACAGAAACAGACGUGAGUUUUUUAUUAUUUUUGUUUAAAGCUGCUGCUCACCUGUCGUCCAACAGCACAGGUGAGUUCACUUGUUGCCUGAAUCAACCUCUGGGAAAAUCGGGAGAAAACCAGUUACACAAAGAUAAUUAACUGGUGAUGUUGAGAAAACAGUGUAAAAAUAACUUUAAUUAGAGCUGCAAAUGUCAUUCCAUUGAUUUUUGUAAUUUUUCAAAUAAAAAUGACAAAAAUUCAGUUUUUUCUUAAGUUGUGAAGCUUUAAACUAAAAAUAUCUGAGUGUCAGUUGUGAUAUUGUUUAUAUAUUAUUAUACAUUAUAUUAUUUCUGUUUAUAAACCAAAUUAUUAAUCAAUUAAUAGAGAAAAUAAUCUGCAGAUGAUGAUGAUCAGUUGCAGCUCUAAUUGCAGCCACCGUCGUCUCCUUCUGUGGGUGUGAAGGAAACUUCCUGUUUGAUUUUCAGUGUAAAAUGUUGAUUAUUUUUUAGGAUAAAGUCACAUUUUACUUUUGAAGCCUUUUAAUGAUGUUCAACUUAUUUUUAAUUGUUUUUUUCUCAGUGUUUUGAUUGUACAUGAAUUGAUCUGAUCGUGUGUGUGUGUGUGUGUGUGUGUGUGUGUGUGUUUAAUGACUGUUGGUGUAAAACAGAAACUGAUUGUCAAACAUGUCCACUUUAUUUCUUUUAUUUUCUUCUGUACAUACAUGAACAUCUGUACAAAAUCAGACUUUCAUACUAUGUAAUGCUUCUAACUAAUUAAAGUACAACGUAUGUACAGGA
Messenger RNA from Seriola aureovittata, 3004 nucleotides. RefSeq names its product male-enhanced antigen 1 (gene mea1). The record is from RefSeq and is a predicted model, not a curated record. Bases 123 to 806 code for a protein of 227 amino acids. The transcript has 4 exons. Gene Ontology annotation, biological process: spermatogenesis. Lineage: Eukaryota; Metazoa; Chordata; Actinopteri; Carangiformes; Carangidae.